This is a messenger RNA of Phaeodactylum tricornutum CCAP 1055/1, 431 nucleotides long. RefSeq lists its product with no specific name. Bases 47 to 403 code for a protein of 118 amino acids. The transcript has a single exon. The record is from RefSeq and is a predicted model, not a curated record. Lineage: Eukaryota; Bacillariophyta; Bacillariophyceae; Surirellales; Neidiaceae. Gene Ontology annotation, molecular function: thiosulfate-cyanide sulfurtransferase activity.
UGUGAACAGCCGUUCCAUCUUCACUACUGUUAAUCGGAUCACGAUUAUGUCCGACUACAAUACCCGAGCUGCUCAGUAUAGCUUCAGUACGCCAGAGCAGGUUCAAGCCGCUCUCGCGGAUGAAAGCACGUACGUGUUGGAUGUUCGUAACGCAACCGAGAUUGCUGCGGACGGAAAAAUUGACCACGUUCGAUACAUCCAGAGUGCGUGCACUCCGGAUGCAGCUCCCGAACUAGAAGGAAACGCCUCAAAAUUGCUUCCCGAGAAGAUCGCGACGGUUGUUGUUUACUGCAAGUCUGGACGCAGAGCAUACAAGGCUAUGCAGGUUUUGGAAAGCCAAGGAUAUAUCAACGUUUUGAAUGCAGGUGGAUAUACUGACAUAGUCAGUAAUAAAGAUCGCUAGGACUAAUCUCUAGCUGUAUAUUAUUCUU